Durio zibethinus is the source of this 605-nucleotide messenger RNA. The record is from RefSeq and is a predicted model, not a curated record. Lineage: Eukaryota; Viridiplantae; Streptophyta; Magnoliopsida; Malvales; Malvaceae.
GCUUAUGACGAUAUAUCUUCACUCUAAUCAUUUAUCAGGGCCAAUUCCUUCAACGCUCGGCAAUCUUACUCAUUUGCAAUCAUUACAAUUAGGAGAUAACCAUCUCAGUGGUCCAUUACCCAAAAAUUUAUGCAGGGGUGGACAACUCGCAAAUCUUACGGCUUUCAACAACAAUUUGACGGGUCUUAUCCCACCAACUUUGAAAACUUGCAAAAGCUUGUACAGAGUUAGGCUUGAAGGAAACCAGUUGACAGGAAAUAUAUCAGAAGCUUUUGGCAUAUAUCCUAAUUUGAAUUAUAUUGCAUUAAGCAACAACAAAUUUUAUGGUGAACUAUCGCCAAACUGGGGGCAAUGCCAUAAUCUAACAAGCCUACGAAUCUCCGAUAAUAACAUUUCUGGAAAGAUACCACCUGAGCUGAAGCAUGCAACUCAAUUGCACGAACUCGAUGUCUCUUCAAAUCAUCUCUUUGGUGAGAUUCCCAAGGAAUUGGGAGCAUUGACAUUGAUGUACAAACUUUUUCUAAGUGGUAACCAACUUUCAGGCAAAAUUCCACCAGAGAUUGGAGUUCUUUCAAAUCUACAAUAUAUAUAGCUGAAGCUCUAGA